Messenger RNA from Amphimedon queenslandica, 1022 nucleotides. RefSeq lists its product as uncharacterized. The transcript is spliced from 2 exons. NCBI's taxonomy places the organism in Eukaryota, Metazoa, Porifera, Demospongiae, Haplosclerida, Niphatidae. Bases 249 to 848 code for a protein of 199 amino acids. The record is from RefSeq and is a predicted model, not a curated record.
UGACGGACACUACCAAAAGCUGCUCCAACCCUCUCUCUCCCUCCUCCUCGUCCUACUCCUGGUGGCCCGUCAUACGGGAGCUCCGACAAGACCAAGAGGUCAUCUCAGAGAGAUGGCAGUCGACCCGACGGCAGUACAACCAGUUGAACAUCUCCUGCGACCAGUUGCUGGAGUCACUUUGGAUAGAACACGCUCUCAGCUACUCACUCACUAAAGUCCUCAGUCACCGCUCCCCUCCUGCCGACUGGAUGGCCACUAGUAGAGAAGCAGACUCCAUUACAUUCCUUAAUGCCUCACAGCGUAUCUCCUCCCCUAACCUCCUCGAGAGCUACAAUCGAUUCCUUGGAAACCUUCGUUCCCACCCUGAGGCCGUAGCCGAGGUCCUCAAAUGGGCUGGACAAGAAGGACUCGACUCCGCCCAUUUGACGUACGACCUUGUAUCAGUCGUUUAUGGUCAUUGCGUAUUUCCGGAGGACCAUGCUCAGUUAUUGAAUAUGAUAUGCCAUUUAUUGAUGCACCAUAUCAAGCAGUGCUCUUCCAUAAAGGAGAUGUUUAGCAUAGAGCCGGUCUGCAGUCGGGUCGUGUCCGAGUACUGUCAGCAACUCCCUGGGCUUAAGUCCUUCCUAGGCUUCCUGUUUCAGGUACUACGUAAGCCGUUGAUGUCCAUACUCAAUUACACUGACGGGUAUCUUGAUUAUGACGUUACCAAAGCAAGUGUUCGACUGCAAGGAACUGAUGAUUUUGACGUGAGUGCUUACAUAGAGUCGUCAUCACAGUUCAUAUUGAGUGUCUGUGGAGAGUUUUUAGUUGAGCUCAAUCGGUUUCAAGAGUUCUUUCCUCCGACUUAAAAAUGGCUCCUACACCAACUCAAGAAAACACUGCAGGGCUGUGCCUGAAUCAUUGAUAAAGUGAAAACAUCAGAUUAUCCUUAUCCUAUGAGGAGAGUUGUGAGAUACAGUACAUAGACAUGAAUUGCAAUUUGAAGCUUUGCUGUUUGAAAUGGACUAGCUGCUGAAAUGUAA